Molecule: messenger RNA, 847 nt
Organism: Hyaloscypha bicolor E
Lineage: Eukaryota; Fungi; Ascomycota; Leotiomycetes; Helotiales; Hyaloscyphaceae
Product: cyanate hydratase
Exons: 3
Coding region: 37-531 (164 amino acids)
Molecular function (GO): cyanate hydratase activity; DNA binding
Source: RefSeq, a predicted model, not a curated record
CCCUUCUCCCCCAAAUCAACGAAUACAACCUGCACAAUGGCAGACAAGUCCAAGAUCGCAGUUCUCGACACCUCCCUCAUCGACCGCCUCCCCGUCUCCUCCAAAACCCUCUUCGACGCCAAAGCAGCCAAAUCCCUAACCUUCGAAUCGAUCGCCCAACAACUCGGCCGCAGCGAGGUCGCAGUCGCAGCCCUCUUCUACGGCCAAGCGCAGGCCUCGCCCGAAGACGUCACCAAGCUCUCCUCGAUCCUCGGCGUCCCCGAAGCAACGCUCGCAGAGCAACUGCUGGGCUUCCCGGACCGCGGGCGAGCGGGCCCCAUGCCCCCGGUCGAGCCGCUGAUCUACCGCCUGUACGAGAUUGUGCAGAAUUACGGGUAUGCGUACAAGGCGGUGCUGAACGAGAAGUUUGGCGAUGGGAUCAUGAGCGCGAUUGCCUUCUCGACGAAGGUGGAGAAGGAGGUGGAUGAGGCUGGGACUACCUGGGCGGUUAUCACGCUGAGGGGGAAGUGGCUUCCGUUCACGAGAUUCUAGAUGCAUAUAUGGGUACGGGUAUGGGAUUGGGAUGGGACGGGAUGGGAAGGAUUGGCAUCAAAUUGGAGGUGAAUAUGGAAUACGGAAUUAAAAAUCGUUACUUGGUGGAUACAUUGGUCUGGCUGCAUAUUAAUCAAGAAGAGCGAGCUGAAAUUCUAGCAUCACGUUCGCUCUGGUCAAUUCUCUUAUUGUCGUAAUGUCCUUUGGGUUUCUUCGUCUCUCGCAGCAUGGGAGAAGUAUCAGCAGGCAAAUGCUUGCUCUUCCUCUUCUCUUCAACCAAGUUCACCAUUUUAAUCAAUUCAAAUUGCCAAAAGCU